AUGGCAGAGAGGGUGCUGGUGGUCGGCAGCGGUGGACGGGAGCACGCGCUGGCCUGGAAGCUGGCCCAGUCGCCGCAGAUUCAGCAAGUCCUGGUGGCCCCCGGUAACGCAGGGACGGCCAACUGUGGGAAGAUCAGCAACUCUGAGGUGUCGGUGAGUAACCACACCAUCUUGGCUCAGUUCUGUAAGGACCAUCACGUGGGGCUGGUUGUGGUCGGACCUGAGGUGCCUCUGGCUGCAGGUAUUGUGGACGACCUGGCGGCUGCAGGAGUGCCCUGUUUUGGUCCGUCUGCUAAAGCAGCUCAGUUGGAGGCCAGCAAAAGCUUUUCCAAGGCCUUUAUGGAGCGACACGGCAUCCCCACAGCACGUUACGGCUCCUUCACCGACCCCCAGGAGGCCUGCAAAUACAUCCGCACGGCCGACUUCCCGGCGCUGGUGGUGAAGGCGAGCGGGCUGGCAGCAGGGAAGGGAGUCAUUGUGGCGAGGGACCAGGACGAGGCCUGCCAGGCUGUGAUGGACAUCAUGAAGGAGCGAGCCUUCGGGUCUGCAGGGGAGACUGUGGUGGUUGAGGAGCUCCUGGAGGGAGAGGAAGUGUCCUGUCUGUGCUUCACUGACGGCUCCUCGGUGGCUCCGAUGCCUCCAGCGCAGGAUCACAAACGGCUGGAAGACGGCGACUUGGGGCCGAACACCGGGGGCAUGGGCGCCUACUGCCCCACCCCUCAG
This is a messenger RNA of Plectropomus leopardus (leopard coralgrouper), 723 nucleotides long. The record is from RefSeq and is a predicted model, not a curated record. NCBI's taxonomy places the organism in Eukaryota, Metazoa, Chordata, Actinopteri, Perciformes, Serranidae.